AAGCAGGUACUUGGCUAGUGAGGAAUAAGUUGAAAUGUAAAUAUUUCAAACAGAAAAUAAUUUAUUUUUGAAAUAAAAAAGUAAUUGAGAAACUAACGAACCAUUCUCUGAGCAAUACUGCACCGAUGUUUUUUUUUUUCUUUGUAAAUAAUUAAAAAAAUAAAUAAUGCGUAAUGCUCAUAAAGCUAACGGGAACCAAUCGGAACACACCACACAUGUCUUCACAAAGUGCUUAAGCAGGUGAAUAGGUAAUACUGAAGAAGGAAAAAAAUAAAUAAAAAGAAGAAAGUAUAAAAUUGACGACGACUGCAUUCAGUGCGAGGCCUGCUGGCUGUGAACACACAGAACGUGACGAACCCUCCGUCCUGUCGUCUGCCUUCACGGCCUUCAGCACGACCACGCGCCACGUGGCCACCACGCACACUUCUGCGCAUGCGUUGACGCUCAUGGAAAGCUUCCGUCUGUCGUCAGGCGAUUCUCUAGCGAUAAGAAAGGGAACGUUGUGAGUUGAAAAGACAACAAAUGCCGGCGACCAGGACGAUGAUGUUCCGUCAGCCGACUGUAGUGCCGUAAGCGGCUGGUGUCAUCCACUUGACAAGUCAGCGUGUGGAUGCUGACCGGUGACGUCAUCUGUGGCCAUGACACAGCCACACACAGGCGCCGUGCGGUGUCAUUGUGUCUCCGUGGUGCUGAGACAGUUAUAAAGUGUCGCCGCCGUCUCUCCACGUGUGAAUUGUUCCUGUGGUCGCCAGCCGACGGCUUUUGCUGCAACUCACCUACCGACACUCGAGGACAACUACCGACCUGACCGCCAUGGCCAUGCUCGUGGUGAUCUCAGCGCUGAUUGGCUGCCUGACGACGGUCAAAGGUCAGAUAGCUCCAGCGCAGCAGCCCUUACAGCCUGGUCAGCCAGCACAGCCACUCCAGCCACUGCAACCACUGCAGCCUCUGCAACCUCUUCAGCCCCUGCAGGGAGUGCAGCAGCCUCAACCAGCGCAGCAGCCGCUGCAGCCACUGGCACAGUUCGGACAACUGCCGCCUGUCGUGCCCGUCAUCAACCAGGCGGCGCAGUUCGUGCCGCAGCCCGAGUUCUUCUGUCAGGUGACCCCAGUCAUCCCCACGGCGCGCACACAAGCCCAGUGCCUGCGGUCCUUCUUCGCGCAGAACAUCCAGCAGUUCUGCACCUCCCUCGCCACCUUCUGCACCCAGAACUUCCUGGCGCUGUGUCCCAGCCAGGGUACCUUCGUGGCCUGCCAGACGUGCAUCCCCAUGUUCCAGCAGUUCUGCCAGCAGCAGCAGCCACAACAGCCACAGCCACAGCAGAGACUACCACUUCGUGGCUAACCUUGUCGGUGUCAUCAUGUAACAUGUCAUCUCCACAUCGUGUAACAUGUCAUCUCCACAUCAUGUAACAUGUCAUCUCCACAUCGUGUCUCAGACAGUUGCAACACUUGAGAAUUAGUGAAAAGUUAGGAAAACAAUAAUCUCACAAUGUGCAGGAGUAAGGUCUUGUGUUAGUGACCGUUGUCUGCGCACUGACAGCCGGGUAACUGCUUGAUGCUGUAGGGUAAGUGGCUCCAACAGGGUAGACGACAGGGUACACACGGGUAUGAAGAGAAACAAACACUCACACGGUCUUGUAAGGGUUGUAUUGAUGUCAUUUGUUUGUCUGUAGUGAGAGAGUGUUGUCAGUGUCCAAAGACUGAACACAACGCCAUGCUUGACAAUAUUUAGCAUUAUGGGAUGCCAUGACUGUGAUAAUUAACAUCAAACAAAGUAAUGUAGGAUGUAAUGAACAGGGCGGCCUGACGUCUGCCUUCAAACAUCAAGUUGGAAAUGUUGGAAAUGAAGUUUUAAGAAUUGUGUUAAGAGGUGUGCAGCAAGUAGAGCUCGUCAACACCAGGAGCGUGCUGGGUCAUCUGCACUGUGUCACGUGUCUGUCGUCCUGUGAAGACGUGGUCAGAGGACAGGUGCUGCAGGCACAGCACGUGAGAAGUACGUGCUGGAGGCCACGCUCACGUCCUCACAGAGGACACGAACACAGUCCGCCACGUGAUGUGCACCAUGAUGACGUCACGUCUCCAACGACUGUGUCUGUUAUACACAAUGAGCUUUGACGUUGAUGUACUUGAUUAUCUAUAUUGCGUGACAUGUUGUUUGUCAACUAACAUUAUUACUUAAUUAACGAGGUGAAACAAAGUUAUCAUGACCUGCAGACAGAAGAAGACCCCCCCCCCCGGACCGUUUGACCACGUAAAUGUAAAAUACAGGAGACAGCAACACACAGGAGACAACAACACACAGGAGACAACAACACACAGGAUACAGCAACACAAAGCGCCACUCACAGCUGCCACACGAGGACGGAGAUGGAAAUAAAACGAUUCAA
Molecule: messenger RNA, 2389 nt
Organism: Pomacea canaliculata
Lineage: Eukaryota; Metazoa; Mollusca; Gastropoda; Architaenioglossa; Ampullariidae
Product: gamma-gliadin-like
Exons: 3
Coding region: 814-1344 (176 amino acids)
Source: RefSeq, a predicted model, not a curated record